Molecule: messenger RNA, 1296 nt
Organism: Anolis carolinensis (green anole)
Lineage: Eukaryota; Metazoa; Chordata; Lepidosauria; Squamata; Anolidae
Gene: spaca9
Product: sperm acrosome associated 9
Exons: 5
Coding region: 132-779 (215 amino acids)
Cellular component (GO): sperm flagellum; ciliary base; acrosomal vesicle
Source: RefSeq, a predicted model, not a curated record
CCCGUUGCCCCGGCAACGCGAAAGUAACAAUUGCGCCUCUCUCUCUCUGCCCAAAGGAAAGGGGCGGAGCGCCGGCGGGAGAGGCGGAGGGACAUGCGCGAUCGGGGCUCGGAGGCAAGGAGGGGGCGAAGAUGAACGAGAUCAAGGAGAGCCUUCGCAACAUCGAGCAGACCUACAAGGUCUUCCAGCAGCAGCAGUUCACCUUCAUCGCGGCCCUGGAGCACUCCAGGGAGAACGCCCACGACAAGAUCAAGCCCAUCUCCAGCAUCGGGCAGGUGCAGACGUACACGGACCACUACUGCAACAACACGACCGACAGGCGGAUCCUGCUGAUGUUCCUGAGCAUCUGCGCUGACCUGAGCCGGCUGUGCCAGCGCCUGGAGGCCCUCCACUCGGGCAACGCCACCACCAAUGCCCUCCUGGACCGGUGCAAGACCCUGGUCAGCCACAGCAACGACCUCAGCGCUGUCCGAGCCAAGUACCCGCACGACGUGGUGAACCACCUGAGCUGCGACGAGGCCCGCAACCACUACGGCGGGGUGGUGAGCCUGAUCCCGGUGGUGCUGGACUGCAUGAAGGAGUGGGUGGCCCACAGCGAGAAGCUGCCCCGCCACAUGAUGCAGAGCGAGAGACUUGAGAAACUGCUAGACCAAGAUUUUGUUACUCACCGGAAGAGUCCUUUUGCUUGUGAAGCUCCGGCAGCCGAAGUUUGCAUUGCGUUCCCUUGCAAGCCUCACCUUUCAACUGGCAAAAACAAUGGGACAAAGUUUAGCAUUUAACAGAUAAACCCAGGCAGAAAUGCCUUGACAUUUGAGAAUGGAUGCCCUCAGAGGGGGGGAGAAGUGAAGAGGUUUUUAAAAGUGAAGCCUCAGUCUGUGCUCUGAUGAGGCACAGGGAAGACUGAUUCCAGAUUGAUGGGAUCAAGGAGACUCAAUUGUUCAUUUUGAGUCGGUUUUAAAUAAGUUUGGUGACUUCUUUAAUGUAGUCUGUGUCCUGGAAAGGCACAGAGAAUCUGUGAUAGUAUAUCACGGGGGUGACUGUGGUUUGAAGUCACUGGAUAGUCCAAGUUUCAGACUUUGGGAACCAAUCCCAGCUGGACUCACAGAGAUCCAUUGAAGUAACAGUUUAAAAGGAGCAGAGGAAGAAGUUUUAACUACUUUAAGUAAAAGAAGUGAUACUUUAGAGAGUUGAUUCAUCUCAUUCCAGUAUUGUAACUGUUAAUAAGAAUACCUCUAAGUGAGAAACAUUGUAACCACUAAGCUGUGUACCUGAAUAAACUUGAUAUUGUUCUUCUAA